UAAACCAUAACCUCCACUAUAUAGAUUCCUUGCUGCUUCUAAUUUAAGUUUAAGUAGAAUUAGAAAUUAUAAUUAAAAAAUAACUCAAAUGCCACUGAGUUUAUCCACAUAUAUAAGUAUAGGUUGAGUUGUUGUCUUCCAGGGUGGCUUUGCAGUUACAGAAGCUGACCAUGGCGAUGGGGGUUAGAAUGUUUGGUUAUGUGAUGAUGUGCGGCAUCGUCCUGUGCCAAUUCGUUGUUGCCGGUGAUGAUUAUAUUAACGGAGGCCAUUAUUAUCAGCAAAUAAUAGGAAGAAGUUUCGAGUCGAGGAACUGUGAUUAUUUUGAAGGGAGUUGGGAAUAUGAUGAUUCAUACCCACUUUACGAUUCAACCAGCUGCCCUUUCAUUGGACAAGGAUUCGAUUGCCAGAAAAAUGGCAGACCUGAUCAAGAUUACCUCAAGUAUCGUUGGCAGCCUGCUGCUUGUGACAUUCCCAGGUUCAACGGAGUGAGUACGUUGGAGAAAUAUAGAGGAAAAAAGAUAAUGUUUGUUGGGGAUUCUCUAAGCAACAAUAUGUGGGUGUCUUUGACAUGCUUGCUUCAUGCUUCAGUCCCCUAUUCUACUUAUACCAUUCAACAAGAAGGCCUGCUCUCUACAUUUUUCAUGCCGGAAUAUGGGAUAGCGGUGAUGUGGUUGAAAGAAGGGUUCCUAGUAGAUGUGAUUCAUGAUGAACAAUUUGGCGAAGUUCUAAAGCUGGAUUCCAUCAACACUGGACAGCAAUGGCUAGGAAUGGACGUCUUAAUCUUCAACACCUAUCAUUGGUGGUUCCACACCGGACGCUAUCGAACUUGGGACUACUUUCAAGUAGGAGACAAGAUGGUUAAAGAGAUGGAUCGUUUGGAAGCUUUGAAGAUUGCAUUAACUACUUGGGCUAAUUGGAUUGACAAUAACAUUGAUCCUUCCAAGACUUCAGUAUUCUACCAAGGAGUUGUUGUUGCCCAUCUCGAUGCCAAGGAAUGGGAUGAUCCAAACCCCAAGGCAAAGGAAUGUCAGGGACAAACUGAACCAGUUGAGGGAUCAACGUAUCCAGGCCCUAUGAAUCAAGGAGAAGCUGUUGUAAAGGAAAUAAUAAGCAACAUGACAAGGCCUGCCUAUUUGCUUGACAUUACAUUGCUUACACAGCUAAGGAAGGAUGGUCAUCCAUCUAUAUAUGCUGGAAGUGGCACCAAGCUCAGUGACUGUAGUCACUGGUGUCUUGCUGGUGUUCCUGAUACCUGGAACCAGCUUCUAUAUGCUGCAUUGUUUGACAAUUGAAAUGUAAUUUUAUUUAUUUGUUUGUUUAUUUUAUGGUACAUCAUGAAUAUGUCAACUUAAAGUGAGACUGAUUAUUAUAA
Messenger RNA from Hevea brasiliensis (rubber tree), 1372 nucleotides. Its product is annotated as protein trichome birefringence-like 42. Gene Ontology annotation, cellular component: Golgi apparatus. NCBI's taxonomy places the organism in Eukaryota, Viridiplantae, Streptophyta, Magnoliopsida, Malpighiales, Euphorbiaceae. The transcript has 5 exons. Bases 171 to 1292 code for a protein of 373 amino acids. The record is from RefSeq and is a predicted model, not a curated record. Gene Ontology annotation, molecular function: O-acetyltransferase activity.